Molecule: messenger RNA, 912 nt
Organism: Cyprinus carpio (common carp)
Lineage: Eukaryota; Metazoa; Chordata; Actinopteri; Cypriniformes; Cyprinidae
Product: cytochrome c oxidase assembly factor 8-like
Biological process (GO): intrinsic apoptotic signaling pathway
Cellular component (GO): mitochondrion
Source: RefSeq, a predicted model, not a curated record
GAAGUUACAAAAAUCUUUAUUUUUUUUGUUAUGGAAAUAUAAUUCACACAAAAUUCGCAAUGCACUCGUUACAGAACGCGAUAUGUUACGUUUAAUAUUAUUAUUAUUUUCAGAAAGCAAUAAUAUAUAUCCUCUCUUGUAAGAAGUACUGAUGCAUGAGCGAGCUGAAGGACUUUUGUUUUGAAUUUAUCCACCGUGUUAAAAAUGUACUGAAGGUUCAUGCUGUAACGGAGGCCAGUGGAGAAACUGUACUUAUUAUUAUUAUUAUUAAUUUUUUUUGGUCAAGGUCAAUGACUCAUCAACGAUGAAUGUAAAAACAGGCAGUUAUUUAAUAUUUAGGUCCCUGUGCUGUCGAGGUCAUCGUCAAAGCGCAAGCCGACCACCGAAACACGUCCCGCGAGCAGAGAGGACCGGAUUCAGUCCAGCAGCAGCAUCAAAAUGUGACUGGAUCGGUCCUCCAGACAGACUGUCAAACCUGAGGCCCAUCAUAUACCACAUCCCAGAGAAUGAGACGCCACUGGAAAGGACGUUGAGGCACCUGAGACAGGACACUGAAGACUGGAGCCACGAGUUCUGGACUAACCAGAACUUCACAUUUAGCAAGGAAAAGGAAGAACAUGUGAGAUCACAGCUGUCCUCAAAAGGGUUGUCAGAGAGAGAUGAUGAUGGAAGGAAAAGGACUUUAAGCAGUGAGGAAAUGGCAGUAUUCUACAAACACUUCUUGGACAAAAACAUGACAAGGCAUGCCAGUUAUAACAGGGAAUGGUAUGGAAGGAAUUUCACCAUUACACUUCUGAUGGCGAGAGUAGCUCUACAUAACACCUGGAGGACUCUGACUGGACAGACGAGGGGAACUGGACGAGAGAAAGGCAAAUCUACAUGAAAUGCAAAUAAAGACUGUAAAUCAAUCGA